Messenger RNA from Limulus polyphemus (Atlantic horseshoe crab), 5952 nucleotides. Its product is annotated as ubiquitin carboxyl-terminal hydrolase 8-like. Gene Ontology annotation, biological process: protein deubiquitination. The record is from RefSeq and is a predicted model, not a curated record. The transcript has 22 exons. The coding region runs from base 208 to 3459 and encodes 1083 amino acids. Lineage: Eukaryota; Metazoa; Arthropoda; Merostomata; Xiphosura; Limulidae. Gene Ontology annotation, molecular function: cysteine-type deubiquitinase activity.
UAGCCACUAGAGGGAACAUCUGUUUACUACCAAGACUGAAUGGCCUAAUGUUAUUAAUUUUCAACUUAAUAAAUUGCUUAAUUAGGACUUACUGUUGUUAAUGUUGCGCAGAAGUUAAAAGUUAACAGUAAAUAUUUUUUAAUACAUGUAUUAUUGAAUUUGAGAUAGGCCUUUUUGUUUUUGUACAAAUAAUUUCAAAAGGUCAAAAUGCCAGGUGCUGGAGUUAAAAACUUGUACCUAGCUAAAUCACUAAAAGAACUCAACAAACUCACGGACACUCCAUUACAAGAUGUGAAAAAUAUAAAAACAGCAUGUACCUCAGCCAGGAGAGUAUACAAUGAAGCAAGAUCUUGUCAACAACUUGGAGAUGAAGAAAAAUCAUAUGUUUUGUUUAUGAGGUACUUUUCCCUUGUAAAGUCCAUUAGGAAGACACUUGAAUAUCAGAAAAACAAGGAAUAUUUUGACAAGUUGAUGGGAGAACACAGCUUCAAAGAAACUCUGACUUCAGCAGAAAAACUGAGUGCAAGUCUAUCUAAAAGGUAUGGUGUUCUUCAGGAAAGCAAAAAAAGUGAAGAAAAAGAAACUAACAAAAGUCCUAGUUUGCCAGAAAAAGAAAAUGUUGUACAGAAACAAACCAUUAUUGAAUCCAAUCAUACUGAACCUUUGUUUCAUGAACAAACAAAUGGAGAAAAAGAAUUAACUGAUGAUGGUGAAGGAAAAAAAGAGAACUGUAUUACAAGUCAAAAAUUAUAUGAACUCUUUAUGGACAAUUCAGUUUCUCUUCUAAUCAUGGAUGCAAGACCAUCAAAAGACUUUCUUAAUUCCCAUAUCAAACAUUCUUCCUGCAUUAAUGUACCAUCAGAAAUCUUAAAGCCCGGGAUUACAGCAGUUGGUCUUACUAAGUCCAUCCCAGAGGAUUUCAUAUUUCAGUGGAAUCAACGCAACCUUGUGGACUUUGUUAUAAUAUUAGAUUGGAAUAGCACUGAAAAUUCUGUAAAAAUGGGAAGUCCUCUUCAUUCCUUAUGUGAAGCCAUCUGGAAGUGGGAUGUUUCCAAGAUACUGAAAAGCAAGCCACUGGUUCUUGAGGGAGGAUACGAAGAUUGGCUUCUUCGUUAUCCAAUGUUAACAACCAAUGCUAAUGUAACAGCUCCUAAUUUGGACAUGUCAAUUUUAUCUGCAGAUUUGUCCAAUAAACUUGUUUCUGAAGUUGAUUAUCCAAAUCUAGAUGAAGCUUUUUCAGAAUCCUCUGACUCUUCAUCACCUGUUCAGGACAAUACUAGUUUCACAGUUAAGUUUCAAGAUCUUUCAUUCAAACCAGUCAGUACACCACCACCAGUUGUUAACAGAAGUACUAAACCCUCAUCUUUUGUUGAAAAUACAGAUAAAAAGAAAGCUUUCUUCAAAGAAAGAGUAGAUCAAUCAUCUUUUGAUUCAGUAUCCAUUGACAAGUCUUCUGGUCCAGAGAGCAAGAGUCUAUCACCGAAAACUAUCCAAAUCCCAGAUAGAAAGUUGAAACCCAAAUCAACACCAUCAGCAAGCUCUGACACAAAACUAUCCAUUGACAGGCUGUCAUCACCUGUCAAAGGUUCUGUGGAACAAGACAGAGAACAAGAAUUACAAAUUAAAGAACACGCAGUAGCAGAACAAAGUUUAGAUAUAGCCAAAGAGCAAUUAGAAAAAGAGAAACAGUUUGAAGCUUUAAGAUUAAAAAGAGCUUGUGAAGCGGAGGAAGGUAUGAGAAUAGAACUUCAGAAACAAGAAGAAGCUUUGUUGGAGAGAAUAAAUGCUCUUGAGGAAGAGAAAAGAAAGAAAGAUUUAGAAAUGCAAAAGAUCCAAGAUUAUUGUGAAAAGAUGAGACAGCAAUUAAAAAAGCAUGAACAACAGAAAAGUGAAGAACAAGAAAAGCUCGGUCAGAUAGAGGCCAUAAAGAAAACAGUUCUACAAGAAACCGAAAGGUUGCGACGAGAAAGAAAACAAAAGGAAAAAGAACAAGAAGAACUUUGCAAACAGAAAGAAAAGGAGAAGCAUGAUAUGGAAAUGAGAGAAAAAACAAAUAAGAAGUCUCAAGAAGAUAAUGUUCAUGCAAAAGCACUUUCAAAGCAUGCAGCAGGUAGUGAAGUCAAAGGAAGACCUAGCUCAGCAAAGGAAGGAGAAUAUAGUGUUCGAUUAAAGGAAGAUGUAGAUCAUGAAGACUUAUCUUCUAAACGUGGUUUAUCACGUUCACACUCUUCUCCAAACAUUGCUCAGAUGAUUGCUGAAGAAAAUGACCAAUCAGUGAAAGUACGGAUGCCAGAAUUUGAUCGCUCUCUCAAGCCAAGAAAUGAAAUUUCAUCGUCUCCCACACAUUAUGGAGCAAAAUUAGUGGAACUGAAUGCUGCUCGCUUGCGAAACCUUACUCCGGUAUAUGGUAAUCAGGGUCAAGCAGGGACAGGUCUGAAGAAUUUGGGAAACACUUGUUUUAUGAAUUCUGUGUUGCAGUGUCUUGUAAACACUACCACUUUUGCCAUACAUUUUAUUUCUGGCCGGUAUAAGCGUCAAAUAAACAUAGAAAACAAGCAAGGUACUAGAGGAGAAUUAGCUGAAGAAUUUGCUAUCAUUGUUAGAGCCAUGUGGACUGGCCAGUACCGGUCAAUAGCACCCAAAGACUUUAAAAAUGUAGUAGGAAAGCACAUCCCUGGCUUUUUAGGAUAUGAACAACAAGAUUCUCAUGAGUUUUUAGUCAUGCUUUUAGAAAAGUUGCAUGGAGACUUGAAUAGGAUGAAUUUCAAAGCAAAGUCCAAACUUCCAGACCUGGAUGAUAUUCCAGACUCUAUAGCAGUAACCCGUUUCUGGGACCAUCAUAUCAGUCAUAACAACUCUUUUAUUGUGGAUGAGUUUGAAGGCUUGCUACAGUCCACUCUAACAUGUCUUUUUUGUAAAAAAAUUUCCAGCAGCUAUGAAGUCUUUUCCUGUUUGUCUAUUCCUAUCCCAUCUGGUAAUCGCUGUACAAUCAAGGAUUGUCUACAGCUGUUCUUGAGAACGGAACAAAUGUCUGGAGAGGGUGCUUGGGACUGUCCACGUUGUAAACAAAAGAGAGAUGCUGAAAAAAAGCUUGCUAUAUGUAAGCUACCCCAGAUUUUGAUCAUUCAUCUUAAAAGGUUUUCAUAUGAAGGUAUGUGGAGAAGAAAGUUACAGAAUUAUGUUGAUUUCCCCUUGACAGAUUUUGACAUGAAACCAUAUGUAAACAUGCCUGCAACAAAGUCAUACAAUUUGUAUGGAGUUACAAACCAUUAUGGGACUUUGGAAGGAGGCCAUUAUAUUGCCCAUGUGAAAUCCAGUGUCAAUGAAAAAUGGUACAAGUAUGAUGAUCAGGAAGUGUCUGAAAUGAGCCCUGCUGAUGUUAAAACAUCAGCAGCAUAUAUUCUCUUCUAUACCUCAGUUGAUUUGCGAGUUCCAUUACAUGCCUCCUUAAAGGUGUGAUACAUUUGUGUAAAGAAAGAGGAUCAAAAGAUUUCCUGGAAUCAGAAUCUUUAGUUAUAGUUCUGGAAUGAAGUUUGGUUUGGUACAUCAUUGGACCAUUAUUUCUUAGUCUUCAGCUAAUGUAAAGUCCAACAGGAUCUUUCAAUCUUUUUAUCUUAUGAUGAUGUAAAAGUCUUCAGUAUACUCUACUUGGAAUUCGCGUGAUAUGCUGAAACAGAUCUAUUAAAUUGUUUGUUUUUAAGUUAGAGCAGGAGAUAUAUGUUUUGACUUAUUGUAAAUAAUAAUUAAAUAACAUUUAAUUGCAUAUGUUAGUUGAUUUAUGACCAAAAGAUGUGAAGAUUUUUAAAAAUGUACAGGUUAAAAGAAAUGUGUAAUAUUAGACUAUUUUAAUGUAUAGGCAGUGACUAAACGUUUUCUUCAUAUAUUCAGGAGAAAAUUUUAGAUAUGGUGCAAAAAAAAACAACCAAAAAAAGAAUUAUCAAAGAUAACACUAAAUUGCAAACUUGUAUACUAUAUAUAUGUGAUCAAAACAAAUACUGCUUUCUUUAUAUAGAAUAUUUGUAAUUAGAAGCUUGAAGAAAGAUUAAGAUAUGAGAAGAUUUUGAAUUACAGAGCUUUAAUAAGUCUUAAGAGAUCAUAAUAAGGAUUUUCAGAUAAAAUAUAUUGUAUGACUGCAAAUCUUAGUAAAAGACCUGAACAAAAUAAGACGGUUAAAUUGAAAUCGAUUUUUUUUUAAGCUACAAAAAAUGAAUCAUUAGCUUUAAGUGUAAGCUCAUUUUGGUAUUUUCACACAUGCUAACAUAAACUUGUUUACUUCUUUUAGAAAACCUAGUGAAUUUAGGUGACUUGAACUAAUCUGUUUUAACUGUACCUGUUCAUACCACAUUUAAGAGCAGAUGGAAAGUGGUGUACUUAGCAUACAAAUGUUGUAUUAUUUGCUAUAACUAACUUAUUUUUGUGUACUCACAUAGGGACUUUGACUUUUGAAUAACCCUAUAUUAUAGUAAACAGAAUCCUUUAGGGUGUCUAUGUUUAAUAAAAGCAUGAAAUAAGGUCAGAUUCUUGUGUAACUUUUUUAACUGAUAUGACUCUUUAUGAUAGUUUCACUGGUGUUAAAAACAUUUUGAGUUUACACUUUUGUGUAGAGUAUUGUUACACUCUACGUAGACUUAGAAAUAAACAGUUUUUAGUCUUUAUACCUGUAUUCUGAUCUGAGAAAACUAAGUUACUAGUACUAGUGUAAAAAUGACCAGUUGUACUAGAUAGCAUGCUGAUUUACGAACUUACAAUGCUAAAAUCUGGGACUUAAUUCCCUGCAAUAGACAGCCCAAUGUGGAUAAAAAACAAACAAACAAGACAUGCUGAUUUAAAAAAAAAAGAUGAUUUGUGAAUUCUUAGUAAUGACAAAGUCUGAUAUGUAGCAGACUACAAUAAAUGUAAGGAAUUAUAAAAAAUUUAGAAAGGAAAAAUGACAGUUCUGUUAACACUUCUGACAUAAUUGAAUCAGAACCUAAUAAUUAAAAGUGUACAGUGGUUGGAAACUGCUUCAGGUGACCCUCCUUGUUUGCUUAGUUGGAGUCCUCAAUAAAAAUUUUCCACAUUAUGAUAUACCCCAUGAAAGUCAGAGACAAGACAUUCUUGUAGUGCCUUAAUUGUUAUGGCAUACCAAGUCUGUCUUGGUUCAGUACUGGAUGUGUGUAAAAAGUUACAUUGCAAGUUUAUAAACGAUAUCUUUGAAAAUUUAGAUUGGAUAAAACUGUAACUCUUUACUACUGAGUGACAAAAAAGUGCCUGCUAUACAACAAGCCUUAAAAAUAACUUUGUAGGUCCUUUAAAAGACUAAUGAAAUAGUGCAUUAUCUACUUUGUUUUACUUGUGGGUAUGCUUUUGUUGUUAUGGUGGUGAUUUAAAAAUUUUACAAGAAUCCUCAUUUAGCUUGUGCAUCCAGUUAUGUAAAAUUGUGAAUUAUUGAAUAGUUUGUUUCUGUUUCUAUUCAAAUAUAUCUAUUUAUUGUUAGAAUCUUCUAUACUUUAAGUUCUUAAUUAAAGAAUAACCUUUCAUUUUUGAUUUACAAAUCCUUAGUCAUUAUUUCUUUAUCUAGAUAGUUAUGAAAUAUUGUUAUAAAGGGCCUAAGUAAAAUGUGAUUAGUAAUAAUCUGUCCAUAAGAUGACUUAAAUGUUAGGUGAAAUUAAUGUCAACAUUACAUCCAAUGGUUAAGCCACAAACUCUUAAUUAUUGAUAUUUUCUUUAGCCUGCAUCAUAAUAAUUCCCAGACAAUCCUUGACAUUGUUUUUUCACCAAGAUUUCUCCCUUUCAUAGCAAUGCCCCUUUAAAAACCAUACUUCACAACCAUAUUUUACUAGUGUGUUAUUUAUUGCUUUAGAUAUGCAUAAAAUAUCUCAUCAUUCUGGUGUGAGUGAUAUGAUUAUGUAAUGUACUAUUUAUCAGGGAAAUAAAAAGAAAUCUGACCAAGAUUCAGAAGUUUCAAAAUUA